Molecule: messenger RNA, 5120 nt
Organism: Pygocentrus nattereri (red-bellied piranha)
Lineage: Eukaryota; Metazoa; Chordata; Actinopteri; Characiformes; Serrasalmidae
Gene: aldh16a1
Product: aldehyde dehydrogenase 16 family, member A1
Exons: 17
Coding region: 273-2660 (795 amino acids)
Molecular function (GO): oxidoreductase activity, acting on the aldehyde or oxo group of donors, NAD or NADP as acceptor
Source: RefSeq, a predicted model, not a curated record
GGAAAACUGUGGGAGGACUUUGAGAGUGGCAGUGUGGAGAGUGUUCGCUACUGGGCAGAAGUUAACUAAUAAGUUAACACAUUUGAGGCGGUUAUUCAUGCUGGUGUUCAUCUGCAGUUUGCCACCCCUCAUUAAAACCACCGCGCUUUAAAUCGGGGCAUUUCCAUUGGUCUGGUCGCGCUAAAACAUCUGUGGAGCAGCUAGCUCGGGUAGCUAAUUCAGUCACUCGGAUUCAGAGGCGGUUUCUGUGCAGCUUCGUCUCAGCUCGUGUUAUGGCAAAUAGCACUUCAAAAACUGUGUACGAUAUAUUUCAGUCCAUGGAGUACGGAGCCUACAGCCCCAGCACUGCGGCUACUGCCCGGGCUUGGCUCGAGCGGCACUCUUAUUCUCUGGGUUUCUUCAUGGACGGGAAGUUUGUGUGUCCAGUGGACAGACAGACACACACUGUAACUGAUUCCACAGGUGGGACUGUCUGCAGUGUAAUCUGUGCAAAGGAUGAGGAUAUUUCAUCCUGUGGCUCCUCUGCAUCUGCAGGCUUUAAAACCUGGAGUGAACUGAGUGGCCACCGCAGAGCUAAAGUCCUGCUCAGGUUGGCAAGCACUCUGCAGAGAUACACUCAAUGUGUGAGUGAACUAUGUGAUCUGUGUCAGUCUCCCUGCUCUCUGCCUGCUCUAAUCAGACUGACCCAGUACUACGCUGGGUGGGCUCAAUUACAAGACACUCUCAUGCCUGAGUGGAUCCCAAGAGGUGUGGUUGCGGUGGUUGUUUCUGAUGACUGCUCAUUCCACUCCAUAUGGCUCAAGGUCUUACCGGCUCUGGCUAUGGGCAAUGCAGUCAUUAUGGUUCCUGGAGUGAAACUGGCCCCACCUACGCUCUUAUUGGCUCAGCUGUUCAUGGAGACGGCGCUUCCUGCUGGAGUGCUCAGUGUGGUGACAGGUGACACGUCUGUGGGAGCCAGAGUGGCUAAGAAUAACCAGAUCAGCUACCUGACCUACAGCGGGAGCCAGCAGGACGGAGAAGUAUUGGCUAAACAGACGGCUGGCUGGGGCCUCACCAUCUCCCUGUGUCUGUCUGUCAGUGCCGAGUGUCCCUUUAUCAUCUUUGAGUCUGCGGAUAUUGACAGUGCUGUUGAUGGAGUGAUAGAGGCAGCGUUCAAAAAGAAGAAAGAUUGGCAGUGGGUGCUGUGUGUUCAGGAGUCCGUGCUGGACAGUGUUGUGUCUAGACUGAAGCUGAGGAUAACUGGACUGAAGUGUGUCCCGCUCGGCAGUGAGUCAGACAGGACUCUGGUGGAUGUUGCAGUGCAGGAUGCUCUCCAGCAGGGGGCAACGCUGAUCCAGUCGUGUUCCCCGCCUGCCUCUGGUGCUCUGUACCCCCCUACAGUUCUGUGUGGACUGGCACCACCCUCCUCUGCUGCAGUCUCUCCUCCCCCAGGACCACUGCUGCCCCUGCUGUCCUUCAGGAGCGCCGCCGAGGGAGUUGCUUUGGGUAACCGCACUCCUCAUGGUCAAGCUGCCUCCAUCUGGACUGAAGAUCUGAACUUAGCUCUGGAGACUGCUAAGAGUUUGUGUGUAGGCUCUGUGUGGGUGAACAGUCACUCAGUGAUGGAUCCCUCACUCCCUCAGUGUGGGCGGAGAGACAGUGGAAACUGUACUGAUGGAGGCAAAGAGGGUCUGUAUCAGUUCCUGCGUCCCUCUCCCUCACCUGCACUGCCCCGCUCCACACCCACCUCACUGGACUAUGCCGCAUUUGGCACAACAGCAUCUGGGUUCAUGGUGCCUGAAGGCUUUGAUCCAUCUAGUGUCACUUGCUCAUGUUCCCAGUAUGUGGGUGGUAAACUGUGUAAGGCUGAUUCUGGCUGCAGUAGGACAGUGCAGGCCCCAGGGGGUGCUGUGUUGGCCCACUGUCCAGAUGGAGGCAGGAAGGAUGUCCGUAAUGCAGUGGAGGCCGCUCUGAAAGUCCAACCAGGGUGGCUGAGAAAAAGCCCAGCUGCUCGCGCCCUGUCCCUCUACUCCCUCUCUGACCAUCUGGAGAAGAGAAGGCGGGAGAUGGCUGCGUCAAUCCAGGCUCAGACCGGCCUCUCUAUGGAGGAGGCAGAUAAAGAGGUGGAGCUUAGCAUCUCCAGGCUUUCUGAUUGGGCUGCACGAUGUGAUAAACAAAGUGGAGGAAUGCCGCCGCUUCCGCAGACUGGCUCCGCUCUCUCAGCUCCAGAAGCUUUGGGAGUUGUGGGUGUUGUGCUUCCGGAUGCUAAGCCCCUGCUCUCGCUGGUGUCCCUGUUGGGGGCUGCGGUUUCCAUGGGUAAUGCGGUCAUCUUGGUGCCAAGUGAAAAAUACCCUCUUCCAGCUAUCGACUUCAUUCAGGUUCUCCAGGCCUCAGACAUUCCUGCUGGUGUUGUUAGUGUCAUCACUGGUAGAAGGAAUCAGCUGACCCAGGCUUUGGCCAAUCACAGCGAGAUACAGGCCAUUUGGUACUGGGGCAGUCUGGAGGGGUGUCAGUUUCUUCAGCACACCUGCAGCAGUCCUCUGAAGCGCCUGUGGCUGCACUGUGAGGAAGUGGAAGGUAAUGAUGGAGGAAAGUACUGGAGUCACUCGAGUCCCUCGCUACAGGAGGAGAUGUGGAGGGAGGCUGUGGUGUGGAAGAGCGUGUGGAUCCCCACCGCUUAGCAAUGGGAGAUUUAGCAGAAGCUUGAGUUUGGAGGUAGGAGGUAAAGAAAGAGUCAGAGAGAAAGGUAUCAAUGUCCAAAGAGUUAGAUUGACUGACUGACUGACUUGGUGGAAAAUGGUAAUAGUCCUUUUUACCAAAUGGUAAAACCCAUGGAAAUCAAAUACUUUUCGAUUUUUUUUUUUGAAGGAAAGUUCCCUAAAGUAUUAUUGUGAAUAAGUGAAUGAGAAUAUAUUUGGCUGUAUGAUUGUGGAAAGGGUAUUCUAGGUUCCUGUCGUGUUCUGAAAACUAUAAAAUGCACAGAGAGAGACGGUUUCUAAAGGCCACACAGUUAGGAAAAAAUGAAGAACUGAAAUUUUUUUGUUUUCCGUGUAGUAAAAGUAUUGAUUCCACUUUUCCCAUGAUAUAGUUUACAAUAGAGGGCUUGUUUCAAACCAGUUCACUAUGCAUUCCAAAUCUACCUCACAUGCUCCGGAACCUGGUAAAAACCGCUCUGUCUCAAAAGACUUUACCUUUGUUUAAGGAUACCAUCAAUAGUGAAAUAUUUAAUUUCCUUGUCCUUUAUCCACAGUAAAUUGUCCCAUGUAUAUGCACUUAAUACAUUCCAGUCUAGAGCAAGAAUUAAUAGGUGUCAUUUCGUGUUUUUUCAAAUAAAAUAUACCCUGAGGGUCUGUGUGUGUGUCCACACUUUAGUUCUUCACUGUCGGACUACAAAACUUAUGUAUUUACUGUAGUUACUGAAUAAUACAGUCUUUAAAAGUAAUAAGACUGAAUAGAGAGCCUAGAUUUUAGUCCUGAACUUUAUAUUUCCUGCCUCAUACAAUCAGAGGCUUAUUAUUUAGUAACAACACUGAAAACGGUGCCAACUGUCUGAACUGUUUUUAAAGGAAUAGUCAGAUUUAAUGAAAAAUAAAGUAUACACAAUUCUCCACUUGCCCAAGUCGUAGCUGAUUAGCCCGAACGUGUUCGCCGUCCAGAUUUUGUAAAGGCUACCGUUGCUAAUAAACACUAGAAGACACUAGUCACCCCAAUCUUUUCUGUAAAUACAUCCUCAAAACAUCUCUCAGCCAGGUCAAACCACAUCCAGGGCUUCAUGAAUGCCACAGACUUGUCUGUGUGCUUACUGUGAGCUGUUAGAAUGAACAGGUAUUCAGGUAUUACAACACAGCAGGCAGCUGCAUCAGACAACAAGUGCUGAGAAAAAAAAUGGGUGGCUAUUGACUUGUAGUGUUUAUUGGCACCGUUAGCCAUGUUAGCUAUAAUGCUAAACUUGAAAAGCUCAAACAUGUCUUGGCUGAUUGACUACAUCUGGCGUGAGCAGGCAUUGUGAUACAUUUGAUUUUUCACCAAACUAUUCCUUUAAGUUACAGGAGUCAGGAAUGGAGGCCUGGAUCACCAGUGGGUCCUGGGUGUUUAGGGUUUCGAUACAUGUUUCAGGUACUUGGUAUGAGCAUUGAAUAGUUAUUUAAAUGGAAAAAAUACUUUAAAACAUGUUAAUCACCAUCCAAAACAUAACAGAUCUUCUGUGGUCUGUGUGAUUAUCCAGCUUGUGUGCAUCUAAAGCCAGAAGGAAGUUUUACUCCUCGUUACUGAGAUUUUAGUCUAGAAUUGAAAGCCGUCCUCACACUCAAGAUUUAAGAUUCUGUAUUAGCUGUAAGCUCAAAUGCUUAGUAAGCUUGAAGAGAUAGUUUGCUGUAAUGCAUUGACAAUGUCAUUAUGAACUGUCAUGAGAUGUUUAGUUCCAUGUAAGGAUGCUCUGCCAUUUGUCAACUAGCCAACACUGCAAUCAAUUUUUUAGUAAACUAAGCCGUUCACAUCACUGUAAAACUAACGUGCCUUACUUGUGAAUGAGCUACGCUGGUUUUCACUUCCAGUUGAGAUCCUGUUUAUAGUUUUUUCCUGUUCUUGUGUAUGUGACUCAUUUCCAAAAGGACUUGAUCAUUUCUGAAGCGUUGAAUCGUGUGUUAUUAUGCCUUAACCAUAUAUCAUUAUUCCUUAUGUAAUAGGCCUAAAACUGCAGCGUUGACUGAUAUUUGUUUCAGACAUUCUGAACAACAACUGAUUUCAGCAAUUCAGCACUGAGGAAAUGCCUCAGAGUAUUGUGGCCCUUACAGAGCACUAGGGCCUUAUUAUAAUGCAGUAUGACUCACAUUUAGUCCUGGAGGGACUUUUACCUGCUUGAACACACUGGAUUCAUCCCAUCAGCUACUGAUCAAGCUGAGUUCUCAACAUCAAAAGCUGAAACAGGUUCAGAGCUGCACUGAAUGUCCAUAACAGGGCUGAAUACAAGUGAUUUCAGUCUUGAUGUAACGGUUACUAUUAACAUACGACCCAAACUGAAUGCUUUUUAUUUCAGUGAGUAAAGAUUUUAUAACAAAUUUAGAGCUUAAUAGUUGUAAGAAAAUAUUAAAGAGAUGUAACUGUUAUACUUAAAUAAAAUGUCUUCAAUAUGUGCAUCGAAA